Sphaerodactylus townsendi is the source of this 2022-nucleotide messenger RNA. It is a transcript of the gene COLGALT1, whose product is annotated as collagen beta(1-O)galactosyltransferase 1. Gene Ontology annotation, molecular function: procollagen galactosyltransferase activity. NCBI's taxonomy places the organism in Eukaryota, Metazoa, Chordata, Lepidosauria, Squamata, Sphaerodactylidae. The record is from RefSeq and is a predicted model, not a curated record.
GGCGGCCUUUCCUGUCGGAGGACGGACAGUCAGCCAGCCAAGGGGACCAUGCCGCGCGGGGGCUCCCGGCUGGGUCUGCUGCUGCUGGCGCUGGCGGCGUGGGGCGCGCGCCCAGCGGGGGGCUACUUCCCGGAGGAGCGGUGGGUGCCCGAGUCCCCCCUGCGGCCCCCGCGGGUCUUGCUGGCGCUGUUGGCCCGCAACGCGGCUCACUCCCUCCCGGCGGCGCUGGGCUGCCUGGAGAGGCUGCGCCACCCCAAGGACCGCAUCGCGCUGUGGGUGGCGACUGACCACAAUGUGGACAACACAACAGCUGUGCUUCGGGAAUGGCUGGUCAAUGUUCAGAGUAUGUACCAUUCAGUGGAAUGGCGUCCCAUGGACCAACCCAGGACUUAUCCAGAUGAAGAAGGUCCCAAGCACUGGUCAAAUGCCCGUUAUGAACAUGUUAUGAAGCUUCGCCAGGCAGCGCUACAAUCUGCCCGGGACGUUUGGGCUGAUUACAUCCUGUUUGUGGAUGCAGACAAUCUCCUGACAAACCCUGACAUCCUGGGUCUAUUGAUGGCUGAAAACAAGACGGUGGUGGCCCCAAUGCUGGACUCGCGGGCAGCCUAUUCAAACUUCUGGUGCGGGAUGACUUCACAGGGCUAUUACAAGCGUACCCCUGCUUACAUUCUUAUCAGGAAGCGCUCCCGCCAGGGUUGCUUUGCUGUUCCCAUGGUACACUCCACCGUUCUCAUCGAUUUGCGAAAGGAGGCUUCCCAAAACCUCGCCUUCUACCCACCCCACCCAGACUACACUUGGGCGUUUGAUGACAUCAUUGUCUUUGCCUUCACCUGCAGGCAGGCUGAGGUCCAGAUGUAUAUCUGCAACAAAGAGGAGUAUGGCUCCCUGCCUGUACCUCUGCGAUCCCACAGCACCCUGCGUGACGAAAUAGACAGCUUCAUGCAUGUGCAGUUGGAAGUAAUGGUUAAGAACCCUCCAGUGGAACCCUCCCAGUAUCUCUCCGUUCCUCCCAAAGUCCCAGACAAGAUGGGAUUUGAUGAGGUCUUCAUGAUUAAUCUCAAGCAUCGGGCAGAUCGCCGGGAGCGGAUGCUGUGGGCCUUGUAUGAGCAGCAGAUUGAUUGCAAAAUCAUUGAGGCUGUGGAUGGGAAGGCAAUGAAUAGCAGCCAGGUAGAAGCUAUGGGCAUCAGUAUGCUGCCAGGUUACAAGGACCCAUACCAUGGGCGUCCACUUACCAAGGGAGAACUGGGUUGCUUCCUGAGCCAUUAUAAGAUUUGGCAAGAGAUUGUGGAGAGGGGCCUGGAAAAGUCAGUGGUGUUUGAGGAUGACCUGCGCUUUGAGAUCUUCUUCAAACGGCGUUUGAUGAAUCUCUUGUAUGACCUAGAGGAGGAGGGCCUGGACUGGGAUUUGAUCUACAUUGGCCGGAAGCGCAUGCAGGUGGAACAUCCUGAGAAAGCUGUACCCCAUAUCCGCAACCUGGUGGAAGCUGAUUACUCGUAUUGGACCUUGGCCUAUGUCAUCUCCCUGCAGGGUGCCCAGAAGCUAUUGGAUGCCAAACCCCUCUCCAAGAUUCUCCCUGUGGAUGAGUUCCUGCCUGUCAUGUUUGACAAACAUCCUGUUACUGAGUAUAUGGAGCAUUUUGAAAAUCGAAACUUGCUGGCUUUCUCAGUGGAACCCCUGUUGGUCUACCCCACACACUACACAGGUGAUGAUGGAUAUAUCAGUGACACAGAGACCUCUGUGGUGUGGAACAAUGAGAAGAUCAAGACAUCUGACUGGGACGGAGCCAAAUCCCAGAAGAUGAAGGAACAGCAUGGAACUAGUAACAAGGCCAAGAACUUCUUCGAUGUGCUCCAGCCCCCCCUUGACAGCACAGCCCGUGAUGAGCUAUGACACCACUGGGGCACAGGUGGAGGGACUGUGGGAGAGGCAUGGUGUGAGAAAAGGGAGUUUCUCUUCCCAAGGGCUUAUGAGAUUGAACCUCUUGGGUGAUAGCUGUUGCAGGACUCCAGCAUAUCCUAUGUC